Messenger RNA from Staurois parvus, 888 nucleotides. Lineage: Eukaryota; Metazoa; Chordata; Amphibia; Anura; Ranidae. The record is from the annotation of a GenBank genome assembly.
AAACAAUACAAUGGACAACAGGGCGGAGGACUGGUGGAGAAGUUGUUUCUGGGAGACACUCAUACAGAUCGAUCGGAAAGGGCACACUACCGGCCAAAUGGAUACCAGCAGGCGCUACAGAGUGCUUUGCACCACGUUCACCCGUGCCACGUUUGUGGGAUAAUAUACAACGCCAAUGAGCACCAACCACCUGUCUUGCCUCGCACUCCACAACCUCCAGGCCAUCUCCGAGGUGAAUGGGUUAGCAGUCAAUGCGAAGUACGUCCAAACGUACUCUUCCUCACUCGUUACCUAACGUUCCAUGCGGAUAACUACACUUGGGAAGGAUUCUACUACCAUUAUGCCGACCCUCUCUGCAAGCAGCCGACAUUUGCCCUCCGUGCUUCUGGUUACUACACUAAAGGCAUCAGCUCUGAACGUGUGAAGGGUGGCACAGAGUUGGUGUUUACAGUGAACCAAGUAUGGGUUAAACCACUAAGCCAGGUCAUCUUACAGAUGCUGAACACUUCUCGACCCAAGAGCUGUGGUGUGGCCGGUUUGUGGGCCAUAGGAGAGGAGCAAGAUAUUUCAGUCACCGGAGGUUGUACCACCCUGGGCAUCAGCCUCCCCCACACUGAAUACGAGUUAUUUAAAAUCGAGCAAGACAGCCAUAGCCGUCUCCUUCUUUACAUGGGCGAAAGGCCUACAGAUGGGUCCAGUCCAUCGACUCCCCAAAAAAGGCCAACAUCAUACCAGCCUCCACUCAUCCAGUGUUCUGGGGAGCUCACAGAGCCCCUGAAGCAAAGAUUAUCUACAGACAAUGCACCAAGCCUUGCAGCUUUACCUAGGCCUCAUCCUUGGGCCUUACUCUCAGCGUUUAUUGUUGUACAUAUUCUAAGACAAAACUGA